AUGGCUCCCAGAAGUGUCUCCAGCCUCACCUCCUCCACCGACACGGCCACGUCCUCAGAGUCCUUCGGGUCUACACAACCAGACCUCAACCACAGGGUCCCCUUGGGUCGCCGCAACCCAUCGAUGCUGCGCAUGGUGCUGGAGGCGUUGCAGGCGGGGGAGCAGCGGCGGGGCACGUCAGUGGUGGCCAUCAAGGUCUACAUCCUGCACAAGUACCCCACGGUGGACGCCACCCGCUUCAAGUACCUGCUGAAGCAGGCCCUGGACACGGGCAUGCGCCGUGGGCUCCUCACCAGGCCUGCCAACUCCAAGGCCAAGGGAGCCACGGGCAGCUUUAAACUGGUCCCCAAGCGCAAGAAGAAGAGCCGGCCCAGGAAGAUCGCAGCCCCGACAGCCCCCCAGAAAGCCCAGGAGCCACAGCGGGGCGCCGACAAUGCGGGCCGGGGGUCCAAGGCAGCGGAGAAGCGGGGAGCAACCAGGACGGCUCCUCUCAAACCAGGGGUGGCCAAGGAGAAGGCCCCCAAGAGAGGCAGUGAGAGGGGGGUCAGUGGAGCAAAGCUGGGGGAGGCCACCAGGGGGCCCCCAAAAUCGGACAAGGCUGUUCGGGUCCCUCCCAGCGCCAACGGGCUCGGUGGAAAGAUGAAGGCCACGGGCAGUGGGCGCGGCCAAGGAGCAGCCGAGGCCCACAGGAAGAUCAAGGCUGAGGGGGGACUGGUCAGGUUGCCGGCCAGCAAGGUCCAGAAUGGUACCACUUCUCCCACCAAAAGGAAGGUGACAGCCCGGGUGGAGCCCCAGCGGAAGGGGGCGGGGCCUCCCAUGGGGAGCGCGCCCAAGGCCCAGUCCCCGCACAGGGCCAGGAAGACACAGGCCCCUGAGGGCCCCAGGAAGCCCGGGCUGCCCACCAAAGCCGCCUCCUCCAAGGCGUCCAGCAAGAAGGUGGAGGCCAGGAACUAG
This is a messenger RNA of Dipodomys ordii (Ord's kangaroo rat), 954 nucleotides long. Its product is annotated as histone H1oo. Gene Ontology annotation, molecular function: DNA binding. Lineage: Eukaryota; Metazoa; Chordata; Mammalia; Rodentia; Heteromyidae. Gene Ontology annotation, cellular component: nucleosome. The coding region runs from base 1 to 954 and encodes 317 amino acids. Gene Ontology annotation, biological process: nucleosome assembly. The transcript is spliced from 5 exons. The record is from RefSeq and is a predicted model, not a curated record.